UUCUUCUUUUAAAUAAGGAAGAAGCGGGAGGCGUUAAAGAUAACUUUGUGUAACGUUACUCAAUAUCUCAUUCACAGUAUCUCUUACGGUUUCUGAGAAAUUCGAGUUAGUUAGGAAAAACUACCCACAGCAGAUACUAAUACGCGGGCAACUCGUUGGAGCUCGCUUAACCACAGAUAUAAUUAUUGCUGGCUGGAAUCUCACGCGUUAGCAGUUGGUUAGCUGGUUGGGCUAACGUUCAGUGGUGUGGGUUUAUCUGGGCUGGUUUAAGUUAUUCGUGCUCAAGUGAAGGAUUCAGCUAACGUACUUUUAAUCUAACAAAGCUGGUUAGCAGUGGCAUGCGGAUGAAGGGCAGGGGUAGCCCGCGUUUGGGACUGCGCUGACAGCCCCGAGGACUUAUUCCGCUUAAAUAAAGGCUUUCAGGCUUUCAUCAUGUUUAAUAAGUUCUACGAAUGGAUCGGAACCGGAAUCGCUAGUCUGCGAAACGGAGCUCCAGCUGGUGCUGUUCAUGCCGGUUCCGUGAGAUUGGAUCAGGAUGGGACAUUACGGAGAAAAAGACCCAUAGACAGUUUGGAUGAUGGAGAUGCAGUUGACCAAGAGGAGGAGAGGGUGGUGAAGAAAUUCAGAAUGGGAGACUUUAUGGAUACGGUGAAAAAUGCAGCCGAGGGAGUGAAGACCCAUGGUUCGAGUGUUGCAAUUUGGGUGAAGAACAGUGUCAGACCUAACCCUGGGAACAUGUUGCCAGCAUCACCGGGUCCACCUCAAGCAGGAAUAUCAUCAGAGCCUGCAGCCAAUUCUACUGCAUCAGCAUCUAUGUGGGUGGAAAACAAGUUUGUGGAUCAGUCAUGUGAUAUACUUGAGGCUCCAUCAUCCAACACAUUUGUGGCUCCAUCUAGUUCAGUUGAGUGGAAGACUGUCACAAAAUCUGACUCAUUAAGGAUGGAACAAUCAGUAACCAUAUCAAAAAUAAGCAGAAGACAAGUUUGUAUUGACCAUCCACCCCACGAGACACACAAAGCUAACGGUCACUCGGUUAAUUUACCUGCUGCCUCCACGCCAAAACCAUCCCCCUCUCCCCACUUGGGCAGGUCCCUGUACCAUCGACCACACAGCUUGCUGUCAUCUGGGGAGACCAGUUCAGGAAAAGCCACUUAUACCAGCCUGUAUGAGAAGACCUUUCCCAUUCGAGUGGUUCAGAGUCCUUCACAUGGCAGCUCAAACCGUCACCUCCGGACCAGAGUCCGCUGUACAGCACAAGAGUCUGUGCGUGAGGAGGAAAAGGAGGUUUACAGGCAGCUCUUAGCCAUGGUGUCCAGUGGCCAGUCGACCUUCCUUCAUGAUGGAAGUUCUCACUCCAGCAUUCGUUCACAUCGAGAUUUCUCCAGCUUCCUGUCAUCCAGUCGAAGUUUUCUUCAAUGUGCCUCUCCGGCAGGCUCCGGUGCUGGUGUUUCAUCCUACGGGUUAUCCAGUAUGCCUCCCAGCCCCCAGCCUGGGUCCAGCCAGGCUUCCAGUGCCCUGCCCAGUCCUGGUGCAGCCUCCAGCAUUCCAGAGCCUCAGCAAUGGGCCCAUGACCUUGAGCCCAGCACUAAAAGACCAGCUGUUCCCUCAGCUCCAUCACCAGCUGCCCUUCAGGAUACCUCCUCUCAGGACACACAGUCAUCAGCUUACGAUGGAGAUUCAGUCAUUUUUGUAAAGGAGCAACAGGGCAAGAAGCCUGAGAGCUCGAGUGUGCCGUGCUUCCAGGCUGAGCUGUGGAUCAAAGAACUGACUAGUCUCUAUGACUCUCGAGCUCGGGAACGACGGAGGUUGAUUGAAGAGCAGGAAGCUCUGGCCUCUCAGCUCCUGCGACAGCGUCUCUCUGGAGAGGGCCGAGCCAUCCCAGCGAGUGUUGAGCUGAAGGUUCGAGUCCCUCUAGAGAAGGAGGUUCCUGUUGCAGCAGUUAUCAAAGAGCCUCAGCCUAUUAAAGAGGAGCAGGAAUUCCCAGAGUUAACAGAGGACAUGGAGAAGGAGGUUAGCAGAGCUCUGAGAGGCGGCAGUCAAGAUGAGGUUCUCAGCGAGGGCUUCCGCCUCACCAUCACCAGGAAGGAUCUGCAGACCCUCAACCACCUCAACUGGCUCAAUGAUGAGGUUAUUAAUUUCUACAUGAACAUGCUUGUGGAGCGCAGUAAACAGCCCGACCUGCCCUCCGCGUACACCUUCAACACCUUUUUCUAUCCCAAGCUGCGUAGCUCCGGUUACUCUGCUGUCCGCCGCUGGACUAAGAAAGUGGACAUCUUUUCUGUAGACAUCAUUCUGGUGCCUGUCCACCUGGGGGUACACUGGUGCUUGUCUGUGGUGGACCUUCGUAAGAAGAGCAUCACUUACUUUGAUUCCAUGGGAGGAAACAAUGACGAAGCCUGCAGGAUUUUAUUAAAAUAUCUGAAACAAGAAAGUGAAGACAAGAAAGGGCAGAACUUGGAUACCUCAGAAUGGACUCUAAAGAGUAAAAGGCGCAAUGAGAUCCCUCAGCAAAUGAAUGGAAGUGACUGCGGAAUGUUCACAUGCAAAUAUGCUGAAUACAUCACCAAAGACCGACCAAUCACAUUCACACAGAAACACAUGCCCUAUUUCAGAAGACGAAUGGUAUGGGAGAUCCUGAAACAGAAACUCUUGUGAUUGGACACUAUUUGUGUUUGUGUGUGUGUGUACAGAACAUUAUUUUGAUGUGUCCUAUGGAUAUGAGGGCACCUGUGCACUUCAGGAACCCCGAGACAAAUAUGGGAUGCCCUCAAUCACUGCUCUUUCUAUGCUGUCUAAACGAAACAAGGGAAAUCCUCAUGCACCUAAAGGACACAGUCUCAGCCUUCAAGAGUCAGGGCAGUGGAUUUUUAUAGUUCCUAUAACUUGACAUACUUUUGCUUAGCCAGCUAAUGUUGUUUGACUCUGGAAGGAUGUUAUUUUCAUAUUUUCAAUAUUUUUCUUGUUCUACCAGUUACUGUCAAUAAUAAGGCCUGUCUUUAGAUGAAUUCAAAUGAUUUGUUUCUGUUAUUUGGCAGAGAGUGUGCUUGAUCUCAAAUCACCUGAAGUCAAGAAGUUUUAAGCUGAUAUCUUUUCACUCUAGUACUAGUAAAACAGCUGGAAAUGACAAUCACAGACUCACUCAGUGGUUUUGUAAUAAUUUUACAGCAGUUUACUUAAAAUUUGUGACAUUUGAUACCUGUUUUAUAUAGAAACUUGAGGUAUUUAACUGUUAAGUUCAUUUUAUUUUAAAUAAGCAACUAAGACUCAGUUGGCUUUAUGCACAGCUGCACUACUGCCAGCUCCUUUGUUUGCUGUCUGCCAUAUUUGGACAAACUGAUUAAUCCAGGUGUGACUCAGGCACACCUGGAUUAAUCAAUUAGGAAACAAAGGAGCUGGUAAUGUAGUGUAGCUGUGCAUAAAGCCCAUUAGAGGUCUUAAGGUUGUAUUUUUUUUUUCUAGGGGUGAUGAAAUGCGUUUGACUUCAGUAUGGUUUGAGAUUGAGUUCUGUCAUCACAGGCUUAAGUUUAUUUGUAUCAGUAUUUGCUCUUUGAUUAUUUGAAGAGUCUUGACAUUUUUGGUCAUCUCAUAGACAGACUGAGUUUAACCCAGUUGCACCAUCUUUUUCUGUUAUUUGACAUUACUCAGUUCUUUUGUGUAAGAGAAAACUAUUUUUUCCAACUGUUUCUAAAAAAAAAGUCUGCAGGAUAUUGACAAAUAUUGUAUAUACAGUGGCUAUGGUAAAUUUGAAGACGUAUUUAAUACUCAUUUUGUACCUUUUAUUAUCUGUUUUUGUACGUGGAACAGAUCUUAACAGAAAUAAAUUCCUGAGGUUAUGCGUGUAUCAGAUGACAAUUGAAGUAAUUUCAAAUGAAUUCUUGAUUUUGUGAAUCAAAGAAAUUCCUGUUUUAUGUGCUUCAGACAUGAAAUUUUACUUGACCACCAACAAAGCAAAAAAAUAUUAAAGAUGAUAAAACAGGGUUGGGUAUCUACAAAUGUCCUGUUUAAUUUCUGAUUCAUUCGCUGGUGUAUUUCAGUUAUUUUUACAUCACAAUGGCUUUGGACUGACCCGAGUGAGGAGAGUGAAAAAACAAACAAACACGCAAAUCGACAUGAGGUUGACAAUUUGAUCAUUCUUAAGCUCAAACGUGUCCACAGUUGUAUAUCUAUGAAUUUGUGAAUUGUAUUUUGGGAAUAUAAUUUUAUUUUGCGCACGUGAAUUGCCUUUAAAAAGCUCUUUUUUUUCCCCGGCGCACAUGAUUUUUUUUUUAUGCAUAUGAAUUAGCCUUUAGGUUUCAUGAAAUAGGCUACCCAUGUGUGGCAGCAUUUUUUUUUUCUUUUUUGUGUGUGAAAUAUUAAUGAGACUGAUCUGGAUCAAUUGAAAAGCGAACAAUAUUAAACAACAUGGCUGA
Messenger RNA from Pimephales promelas (fathead minnow), 4409 nucleotides. RefSeq names its product SUMO specific peptidase 1 (gene senp1). Gene Ontology annotation, molecular function: deSUMOylase activity. Gene Ontology annotation, cellular component: nucleus. Gene Ontology annotation, biological process: proteolysis; protein desumoylation. Lineage: Eukaryota; Metazoa; Chordata; Actinopteri; Cypriniformes; Leuciscidae. The record is from RefSeq and is a predicted model, not a curated record.